AUGUCAGCCGAACAGGAUUCGGACGUCUACGACUUUGAAAGGGAUUUCUUACUACCUUCCAGAUCGCCCUUACUAGAGGUGGCUCGACCGAACCUGAAACCCGAGCCGAGUCCUCCUAGGCAGCUGGUCCCUUUCUAUCCCUCCUCCUCCUGUUCUUCUGAAGAUGAAGACGCCUCCAAUGGUCGUGGUUCUACGAGGAGGCGGCGCAAUCCCAAGGGUCGAGCCACUCCUACCCUGGGUGAUGGUGUACUGAUGAGCUAUUUAGGUCCUAACUAUCCGAUAGUAGCGGGCACUGCCGAGAGACAUGCCUUAGCCUCCGCAAGCCAGUCCGAGGCGGAAGAAGAGUCUGUUCUUGAAGUUGAACAAGAGCUGAGAGAAGACCACGAUGAUGAAUUCUCGGCGGCACGGCCGGCUGCACCGAAGGCGUUUAACCGUACUUUCCGGGGCAUUGUCGUUACAGCUGCACAGAUCAAGUCGGACAAGCAUGACGAUUUUCCCAUGAUUGAUUCGCCUAUGAGCGUAACCACUGAUGAUCAAGUGCGCUCGCCGGCCGCCCGGCCUCAGAAUGGAUCUGACGACGGUUGGAUAGUCAGGCAACUGCCUGGCAGACCAAGCUCUCGGCAAGAGAUGUCGACAAGAUCCUGGCAUAUGGAACUGCCUCGCUUGUCCCCACCACGUCGACAGCCGUUUCCGGAAGCUGCAGGAGGAGAAGAGGAAUCGAUCGCCUCAUCACCAACCAUUGGCCGAUAUGCAAUAACACCUCGAGACAUCGACCCAGAUGUGAUUCUCCCUGCCAUGCACAGGUCUUCCCCUCGGCUGUCUCCAGCAGGCUCACCGCAACAGAAACCGAUAUUGCCCCCUCUCAGUUUAGCGAUAGGCAAUAUCCAAGAAGUUGGACCAGGUGGACGUGCAGCCAUGUUUCCUGUCGUCGGUCGACCCUCACCCAUUCCGAUACACCACUCUCAACCGUCACCCUGCUGGCAGUCUCCUCAAUCUGUGAUGUCGCCUCCCGGCCUGCCCUUCACUUUCGCUUCUCAAAGUUCCACUCAAGGCAGAUCUCGAUCCAUAGCGUCGGAGAUCACCUCUGUCACCUCUGUCACGUCAGCGACUGUCUCGACCCCAGCCACGUCGGAGACCAUGGCGGCUUCAGUUCCCUCGAGCAUCGCUUCGCCUCCAAAGCUGCGUAAGCGAAGAAGAGGCAAGAAUUCCCAGCAGCAAAGUGUAAGCUCGCAAUCAACAAGCAAGGAGAAGCAGGCUAUGGAUUCUGGAACUACGAUCAAGCCGAGUCUACCCGAGACGACCACAUCUCUGGUUCCGGUAUCGAGUAACACAGCAGAUUCCGCACCUGUCCGGCCAGCGAAUUAUGAAUGCACAGUCGCGGGCUGCACCGCCGCUCCUUUCCACACACUGUAUCUACUGAAUAGUCACAUGAACGUCCAUUCAGAAAAGAGGACUCACUUCUGUUCCGUGAAGGGCUGUCCGCGAGGUCCAGGUGACACGCCUUGGUUCACGCCCCACCGAUAUAUGUCUGCCCGUUCUGCCCUGAUCAACAGCACAAAUAUCCUCGGCCUGAUAACCUGCAACGGCACGUUCGUGCACAUCACAAAGACCGUGAUCGCAAUGAUCCCGAACUUCUAG
Exophiala dermatitidis NIH/UT8656 is the source of this 1638-nucleotide messenger RNA. RefSeq lists its product as uncharacterized. The transcript has 2 exons. The record is from RefSeq and is a predicted model, not a curated record. Bases 1 to 1638 code for a protein of 545 amino acids. Lineage: Eukaryota; Fungi; Ascomycota; Eurotiomycetes; Chaetothyriales; Herpotrichiellaceae.